AUGUCCAGUCUUGGAGACUCAGAAACGAUCCGCAUCCUUGUCUCAACAGACAACCAUGUCGGCUACAAUGAGAGAGACCCUAUCAGGGGCGAUGAUAGCUGGAAAAGCUUCCACGAAGUGAUGUGCCUGGCGAAACAACAUGAUGUGGAUAUGGUGCUUCUGGCGGGUGAUCUUUUCCAUGAGAACAAGCCUUCCCGGAAAUCCAUGUACCAAGUGAUGCGCUCAAUCCGAAUGAACUGUCUCGGUGAUAAGCCUUGUGAGCUACAACUGCUUAGUGAUGCAAGCGAAAAUUUCCAAGGUGCCUUCAACCAUGUCAACUAUGAAGACCUGGACAUCAAUGUCGGAAUUCCCAUAUUCUCUAUUCACGGGAACCAUGACGAUCCGUCCGGUGAGGGGCACCUUGCGGCUUUGGAUAUCCUACAGGUCUCUGGCCUCUUGAAUUACUAUGGACGAACGCCGGAGUCGGAUAACAUCCAGUUAAAACCAGUACUAUUACAGAAGGGUCGAACUAAGUUGGCGCUCUACGGAAUGAGCAAUGUGCGAGAUGAGCGAUUAUUCAGGACUUUUCGAGACGGAAAAGUCAAGUUCUUCAGACCCUCUGUUCAGAAGGAGGACUGGUAUAACUUAAUAUGCGUUCAUCAAAACCACCAUGCGUAUACGGAGACCGGGUAUCUACCUGAAAACUUCCUCCCAGAAUUUCUUGACCUUGUCAUCUGGGGUCAUGAACAUGAGUGUUUGAUCAACCCUCGUAUUAACCCAGAAAUGAAGUUUCGCGUGAUGCAGCCGGGCUCUUCUGUCGCGACUUCGCUGGUUCCCGGUGAGGCAGUACCGAAACAUGUUGCCAUAUUGAGCAUCAAGGGCAAAGAGAUGAAAUGUAAGCCAAUCAGACUCAAGUCAGUACGUCCAUUUGCAAUGCGGGAGAUAGUGCUUUCUGAAGAAAGAGGUGCCCAGAAAUUGGCCCGCAAAGAGAACAACCGCACAGAAGUCACCCGUUUCCUCAUGACGAUCGUAGAAGAACUGAUCGAAGAGGCCAAAGCGGAGUGGCUGGAGCUACACCGUCCCCAGAGGAGAGAGGGCGAAGAGGAAGAAGAAGACGACGAAGAGCUGGAGGUUCCCCUGCCGCUCGUAAGACUCCGUGUGGAGACCUCAACCCCCGAGGGUGGCAGCUAUGACUGCGAAAAUCCCCAGCGGUUCUCGAACCGAUUCGUCGGCAAAGUCGCGAACGUGAACGAUGUCGUGCAGUUCUACCGGAAGAAGAAAACCGCUACAUCACGGAAGAAAGAAAAUGAGCUCGAUGAAGCAGCGCUUUCGCGCCUGUCCACCCUAGACACAGUGCAAGUCGAACAACUCGUGCGUGAGUUCCUCUCUCAGCAAUCUCUCUCCAUCCUUCCGCAAAACUCUUUCGGCGACGCCGUUUCCCAAUUCAUCGACAAGGACGACAAACACGCCAUGGAGAUGUUUGUGAAUGAGUCUCUUGAGGGCCAGAUAAAGCACCUUCUCUCGCUUGACCGCGACAGUGACGCUGAAGAUGAUGAAUCUCAAAGUUCUUUGCAAAAGGCUAUGGAGAGAUACCGCACCCAGAUGGAAGAAAUGUUCUCAAAGGGAGUUAAGAAGCGUACCCGUGGCAGGCGACGCUUCAAGCCGAAGCCAGACGGCUGGGUCACAGAGAUCGACGGCGUCUGGGAAGAUCAACCCGGUGCGCUAAUCCACUCUGAUAAUGAGGGUGGCGACCCCAACGAGGAAGAAGCUGGCGAGGAUGGCGCUGAACCACCAGUGGGACGAAUAUCUACGCGUGGUCGUGGCAAGGGAGGCAGAGCCGCAGCAUCCACCACGACCCGCAAAACAGCGACUACAAAAGCGGCCGCAGCCCGGAAACCCGCGAAAUCGAAGAUAACAACUUCUCGAGCGCGCGGCCCCCGCGCAGACGACGACGACGAGCCCCAGAUUCUAAAGCCAGGAGAAGAGGACGAAGAGGAUGAAGAGUCAGACUCCCAAGCCCUAUUCGUCAAACAGCCAGCCUCCAAAUCCCGCAAAGCAACUACGAAAAGCACAACGCAGCGCUCGCGCCAAACAAAGCGUACCGCACCGUCCCCCGCUCCAUCGUCCAACACCGUCAGUCAAACCACUACAACCGCACGUCGCAGAAGAGAAGGCAAGCAAACACAGCUAACGUUGGACUUUGUUGGUUCGCAGUCGAGUCAGCAUGCUAGGGGGUCAGUGACGAGUAGCAAUACGAGGUCCAUGAGACCGAAUCGGACCACGAGGGAAGUAAGCGUUCUUAGUGAAGACAUUGAUGAUAGUGACGGGUUUGAGCCGAUGCCCAGUAUGAAAUAUAUCAAGUAUGUCAUUUCUUACCUCGUUCGACCAAUCUCUAUCAAUGAAGGGUCCAAGGACGAGCUACUGCUAGAAGACAAUAUAUGCCAAGAUCACUUUGUAGACCAUAAUAUGAAUGAUUGA
Messenger RNA from Aspergillus nidulans FGSC A4, 2457 nucleotides. RefSeq names its product MRX complex nuclease subunit. The record is from RefSeq and is a predicted model, not a curated record. Lineage: Eukaryota; Fungi; Ascomycota; Eurotiomycetes; Eurotiales; Aspergillaceae. Gene Ontology annotation, biological process: DNA repair; base-excision repair; double-strand break repair involved in meiotic recombination. Gene Ontology annotation, molecular function: double-stranded telomeric DNA binding; DNA endonuclease activity; telomeric repeat DNA binding. Gene Ontology annotation, cellular component: Mre11 complex; nucleus; chromosome. The coding region runs from base 1 to 2457 and encodes 818 amino acids. The transcript has 4 exons.